AUGCCUUCCACCACCGCCUUCUUCGACAGAAGAGACCUGGUACCCAGCCACGAAGGAGACCAUAUCCUCCCGGCAGAACCUCUCUUCACGCGUUUGCUGGCCUUGGCUCACCGUCGCAACCCCAGACCGGCGAUCCGCGACGUGAAUGCCGGGGUAGAACGUACAGCGGCAGAACUGCUCAGCGACGUACUCAGGCUCCGCCGUGUGCUCCAGUCGAAUCUCACCCGACAGACCCUCGACGACCUCCGCCGAGGUCAAGAAGUGUUCAUCAGCAUAGUGGCGCCGGGAGGGUAUGAGUUCACCGUUGGCGUCCUGGCCGUCCUGGCGCUCGGCGCUGCCGUGAGUCCCUUCAGCAGUGCCCAACCCGUGACAGAGGCAGUGUACUACAUUACCAAAGCGCGGUCCGUGGCGCUCCUCGCGUCGGCGACAACACUCUCUCUAGCUGAGGCGGCUUCACGAGAAAUCCAAACAUCAUCACCACCAUCAUCUACUGCUGAGCCAUCGUCGCAACCCUUUGCUUUCGUGCCCAUACGGUCGAUGAACCAAGAACCGCCCAUCGCGCUCGACAAGAUCAAAAUCUCAUCGAACCGGUUCCUGGACCCCAACUCGGCCGGCGUCGUGAUAUUCACUUCAGGCACGACGGGUCCUCCCAAAGGCGCGGUCCUGUCUCGUGCAGCAAUGAUAGACGGCUCCCUAUCGUUUGCGCAACAGAUGGGCCUCGACUCCUCCGACACGCUUCUGCACUUGCUUCCCGUGCACCACGCGACGGGGAUCUGGGUGUCGUUCUUCCCGUUCCUCCUCACGGGGGCAUGCAUCGAAUUCAAAUCCGGCAGCUUCGAUGCCGAAUGGACCUGGAAUCGCUGGCGCCGAGGCGGACUCACAUACUUCACGGGCGUACCGACCAUCUACAUGCGCAUGAUGCGAUGGUAUCAGGAAAAUUUCUCGUCGUCCUCGUCCUCGUCGUCGCGCACCGGUGAAGGAGAGUCGGCGUCUUACAAAGCCGCCGCGGCCGCGCUCAAAACCUGUCUCUGCGGCACGUCGGCCCUGCCCAAGCCCAUCGCGGACUUUUGGACGACGCUCCGUGACGGCCGGCCGAUCGUGCAACGGUACGGAUCCACAGAGUCCGGGGUCGUGUUCAACAUGUCCGCGCACCCGGACGAAGCACGCAGCACCCCGGACGGGUCCGUGGGCGAACCCACAGUGGGUGUCGACGUGAGGCUUGCCUCCGACGACGGUGGCAGUGACUGUGGCAGUGGUGGAGACACCGAAAGCCACGAAGGUGAGAUCGUGAUCAAGUCGCCUUACAUGUUCAGCAAGUACAUCUACGACGCCGAGGCGACUGCCGCCGCACACACAGCCGACGGGUACUUCCGGUCCGGCGACGUCGCGCGCAGGGAGGGCAAGUACUUCUUCAUCGUGGGACGGGCGUCGGUCGACAUUAUCAAGUCCGGUGGGUACAAGAUCUCGGCGCUGGACGUGGAGCGAGAACUCAUGGCGCUGCCGUACAUCGCGGAGGCCAUGGUCGUGGGCGUGCCGGACGACGAGUUCGGCCAGCGUGUCGGCGCCGUCGUGUCGCUGCUGGGCCUGAGCAUCGCCACCGACGAGAACAACGAGACGGGCCCCGCCCUCGGCCUCGAGCGUCUGCGUGACGACGUCCGGGGUCGGUUGGCCGGGUAUAAAAUGCCGACUCUCCUGCGCGUCAUCCAGGGCGAGUUGCCCAAGAGUGGCACGGGGAAGGUGAUGAAGAAGACUCUGGGUCCGCGGUAUUUCCCACCCGAUUACAUCAAGGACGGCGACGUGCAGAUCUGGAACAGCGCGAAGAAGCGUGACGCGGGUAGACCUGCAAAGUUGUAA
Molecule: messenger RNA, 1854 nt
Organism: Exophiala spinifera
Lineage: Eukaryota; Fungi; Ascomycota; Eurotiomycetes; Chaetothyriales; Herpotrichiellaceae
Exons: 1
Coding region: 1-1854 (617 amino acids)
Biological process (GO): fatty acid metabolic process
Molecular function (GO): medium-chain fatty acid-CoA ligase activity
Source: RefSeq, a predicted model, not a curated record